Lolium perenne is the source of this 522-nucleotide messenger RNA. RefSeq names its product AP2/ERF and B3 domain-containing transcription factor ARF14-like. Gene Ontology annotation, molecular function: DNA-binding transcription factor activity; DNA binding. Lineage: Eukaryota; Viridiplantae; Streptophyta; Magnoliopsida; Poales; Poaceae. The record is from RefSeq and is a predicted model, not a curated record. Gene Ontology annotation, biological process: regulation of DNA-templated transcription.
AUGCCGCCGCGCCUCGCCGCGCUCUCCACCGGCUACCACGGCGUGCGGCUCCGCCUCUCCGGCCGGUGGGGCGCCGAGAUCUUGCGCGGCGGCGAGCGGUUUUGGCUCGGGACUUUCGACUCGGCCGAACUCGCCGCCCGCGCGUACGACGUCAUGGUGUGGCGCUACGAUGGCGCCGCCGGGCCACGGAACUUCUUCGACGUCGACAACCUCGCGGCAACCGAGUUCGUGGCUCCGACGUUCAGCGUCGUUACCCGCGCCGAGGAGCGCACCGUCCACCGGGAAUACAUGCGGAUGUCCAUCCGGAACCGCGAUGAGGCGGAAAUGGCCACCUUUUGUGUGGCGCAUCCGCAACACGUCGCAGAGGAGCUCGAGUUCUACGCGCAACUGGCGGCGCAGCGAGCUGCGGCAGCCGCUGCUCGUCCGUCUUCAUCCUCGGCGCCGCCUCCCACUAUCGUAUUUGACGAUAGCUCUGAUGACGACGAUCCCGAUUGGUGCGACAAGAUGGUCGCGGAUCUGUAG